GUGUAUAUAGACUAGACGAUUCCUUGAACCAUAUAAUUCCAGCUUUACUAUAAGAGUCUUAAGGACAGGGGCAAGUGAGUCGAGAAACGAAACCGAAUAUAAGUCUUGUAUGAUAUAGUCAUAUAGUUAACCGUCGUCAUAUAUUAAAGAAGAAAAUGGCAACCACCGGUCGGAGACUCCGUCCUCCAUCGCCCAAUAAUAACCGGAGCCGGACUAUAAGCUCUUCAAUCUCUCUCCCAGUGUCCUUAAACGCCUCGUUAUCGUCUUCUACUUCUUCAUCUUCUUCCUCUUCGCCUUCCAAUUCAAGCAAACGAGUGAUGAUAACCAGAUCACAGUCCACAACAAGAUCCUCCAGACCCAUCGGAUCAUCCGACUCUAAAUCCGGCGAGAACAUAAUCCCGGCGAGAAACAGCGCAUCAAGAUCUCAAGAGAUAAACAACGGUAGAAGCAGAGAGUCGUUUGCUCGGUACUUGGAGCAACGUACGCGUGGUAGUCCUCGUAGUAACGCUUCAUCGAGAGGGGUAAAGCCGGGAGCCAGCUCACCAUCGGCGUGGGCGUUGUCUCCUGGAAGACUUUCGACUAUGAAGACGCCUCUGUCCAGCUCAGCUCCGACGACUUCAAUGUGCAUGACGCCGCCUGAGUCACCCGUAAGCAAGGCCAAGAUAAGAAGCGGUGGCGGUGGAGCGGUGGCAGGAGUUUUGAAGUACUUCAUGGCGCAGAAGAAAGUAUCUCCGGUACAAGAGGAGGAUUAUCACCGGUUUAGGAUUUUUCAAAACAGAUUACUUCAAUGGAGGUUUGUUAACGCAAGAACUGAAGCCACUAUGGCAAACCUUAAGAUCAACGUUGAGGAUCAGUUGUUUUGGGUUUGGCUUAGGAUAUACAAAAUGAGGAACUACGUUGUAGAAAAUUUGAUUGAAAUUCAAAGGCUCCGUCAAGAUAUCAAAGUACGUGAAGUUCUCAGCCUCCAAAUGCCUUUACUUAAUGAGUGGUCAAAAAUAGACGCAAAAAACUCCGAAGCGUUGAGCAAGCUAACUCGAAAACUCCAUGCUUUGUCUGUCCGAUUACCCCUCGUACAUGGUGCCACGAUAGAUAUGGUGUCGAUACAUGAAGAAAUGGUCAUAGCUAUAGAAGUCAUGGACGAGAUCGAAGACGUCAUCAUCAAGUUUCUCCCACGAGUUGAAAUAAUCCUCUAUGAGCUGACAGAAUUGAUCGGCAUGUUCAAUCAAGAAUUGUUAUAUUUUGAAGAAAUGGACGAGAGCCUUUUAUCCAUUCCUCUCUUCACGGCAAAGGAGAGUAGCUUGAGGGUCCAUAUUCUCCAAAAGACUGAAGAACAGAGAUAAUGUUUCUCUAAUAACUCAAACGUUAGGACAUGUAAUUAAAAUGUUAAUCACAUUGCACAUUUUGCAAACUGGAUUGUUGUUGAUGCCAGAACUCGCUAUCUAAUUCAAGACGCAGUCUUCUACUUCUAGAUAUAUACGAUUGAAGCCAUGUGUUAAUGUGUAUUACAAAUUUCGUUAUGCAAUUUCUACAU
This is a messenger RNA of Arabidopsis thaliana (thale cress), 1531 nucleotides long. RefSeq names its product QWRF motif protein (DUF566) (gene QWRF7). Bases 156 to 1340 code for a protein of 394 amino acids. The transcript is spliced from 5 exons. Lineage: Eukaryota; Viridiplantae; Streptophyta; Magnoliopsida; Brassicales; Brassicaceae. The record is from RefSeq and is marked reviewed.